Coprinopsis cinerea okayama7#130 is the source of this 1233-nucleotide messenger RNA. RefSeq lists its product as hypothetical. The record is from RefSeq and is a predicted model, not a curated record. The coding region runs from base 1 to 1233 and encodes 410 amino acids. Gene Ontology annotation, molecular function: protein binding. Lineage: Eukaryota; Fungi; Basidiomycota; Agaricomycetes; Agaricales; Psathyrellaceae. The transcript is spliced from 10 exons.
AUGUCCUACGAGCCCAUCUUUCGACUUCCUUCGAGCUCCAUAGUCGACGCACUGGCAUUUUCGCCAAGACUCGACUGGCUUGCGUCUGGGGACCAGAAAGGCUUUGUCAAAAUCUACGAAACAGUUACGGGCAUGGAACGACAUGUAUUCGAAUUCGACGAUCCUGUCACCAGCCUUACCUGGCAUCCGAAGGAGAACACUAUCUUUGUUGGAUUGGGAUCAGGGGUAGUUGCUUUCAUACAUGACUUCAAAAAUCUCGGGCGUCAAGUUGCAUCUGGAGUGAAGGGUGCAGAGGUCUACACCAUAUCUUUCAGCUCGUCGGGUCGUAAACUCGGUAUGGGUAUAGGGCAGGAGGUCCACAUUGCGACCCCGACAACAGACCGGGGGUACGCUACUACAACCAUAUUUCCCCAGCCAUUGGAGGACAGCAAAACAGGCGACGCACGCAUUCGAUCUCGAGGAAUUCACUUCAUUGAAAGCGAGAAACAAAUGAUCGUUUCGUAUCUAAAUCACGGGGUCAUAUGUUGGGACAUCUAUACUCGUUCGCCGAUUUGGACAAUCGCGCACUCACACGUCCCAGGAUUCAUCGGUCAUUCACACGUCUCUUCGGAUGAGCGAUUCAUCUGUAUCAAUAACUUGGCGACCGGGUUUGACGUUUACAAUAUCAAGUCCCGGACACUGGUUCGCUCCCUUCAGGUGCCCUCGCAUCGUGAGCGUAAUGUCCCUUUGGUCUCGUGUUUUCUCAGGGAUAGGAAUGUCGUUAUAACGGCAUCUCAUGACGGGGAGGCGAGGGUCUGGCAUGUAGGCAGUGGUAUGCUCAUGCAAAAGCUGCCAACAGCGUCGUCAUCCUCCAUCCGAUUUAUAUGCGCUGGUAACUUUCGUUCUCGAGGCUUCAUCGCUAUUGCGCCGUCCUCCAAAGAUUCCGGUGUCUCUGUCUGGAAGGAGCUCUCUGCUCCACGGGGCGCCCUAAGCGACAUUGCAUCUACGGAAGUUAUCGUCGGCCUCUGUGUUGUACUUCUGUUGGCUAUCGUUUGCAUUCUCGUUUGGCACCCAGCACUUAUUCCAGAGGACUGGAAGUCGCUCGCCGAAGUAUUGUUCAGGUGGAAGAAAACAGCAUACUCCAUGGGGCUCGAGUCGGUUCGCCGCGGACGGAAACUUGGAGCGUGGAUUGCACAGGUUUUGGGCAUCGCCAAACGUAAUAAAAGGCGAUUUAUCCGUCUACCAGAGCUUUGA